Molecule: messenger RNA, 4527 nt
Organism: Dermochelys coriacea (leatherback sea turtle)
Lineage: Eukaryota; Metazoa; Chordata; Testudines; Dermochelyidae
Gene: ARL2BP
Product: ADP ribosylation factor like GTPase 2 binding protein
Exons: 7
Coding region: 407-928 (173 amino acids)
Biological process (GO): maintenance of protein location in nucleus; positive regulation of tyrosine phosphorylation of STAT protein
Cellular component (GO): mitochondrial intermembrane space
Source: RefSeq, a predicted model, not a curated record
GUUGGUUUUGCUGAUACAGCCUAACACGGCUACCACUCUGAAACCUGUCAGAACACAUGUAGAUACUAUCACAGGCUUCUGCUGAUAUCGUGAGACUUGGCCCUUGGCUGAUCUCUGGUGGAAUCUACUGACCUGAUACAUGAGAACAUUGAAAUUUCCCGACUGGAUCAUACCAAAGAUCCAUCUAGUUCCCAUAUCCUGGCUUUGACAGUGGCCAGUGGUAUAUGCUUUGGGUGGAGGUGCCAGGUGUCAAUUGAAACCAUUUUCCUGAGAUAAGCAAAUUUCUGCAGGCCUGUUCUCCCAUGGUCAGCGAAGGUUACUACAGGAUUCAGAGUAUUAGAGGAGAAGUAAAGAAUUCCGUAGUCAUGGAAGAAUAUGCCUAAAUGAGAUCACAAAAUCCUACAAGAUGCAGUUUGGUGCAACAGGUGAUGCAGAAAUGAUGGAGACUUUAGAAGAAGAAAACUUCGGUGUGUCCAUCUCCUCUCCUUCAGAUGCAGAAUUUGAUGCGGUUGUUGGGUAUUUAGAAGAUAUUAUAAUGGAUGAUGAUUUCCAGUUAAUACAAAGAAGCUUUAUGGAUAAACACUACCGGGAAUUUGAAGAUACAGAAGAAAACAAGCUCAUCUACACUUCUAUUUUUAAUGAAUAUAUCUGCUUAGUAGAGAAAUACAUAGAAGAAAAACUACUUGACAGGAUUCCUGGUUUUAGUAUGGCUGCUUUCACCAUGUCAUUACAACAGCACAAAGACGAGAUGGCAGGUGAUAUAUUUGACAUGCUUCUCACAUUUACUGAUUUUCUGGCAUUCAAAGAAAUGUUCUUGGAUUACAGAGCUGAAAAAGAAGGUCGAGGUCUGGAUUUAAGCAGCGGGUUUGUAGUAACAUCUUUAAGCAAGUCCUCAAUGUCGUCUUCUCAGAACAGUUUACGACACUAGUUCACAGCUGCAGAUGAGUGCUGCUUCUUUCAUUUGGACAUUCCAAACACUACGGACAGAGGAGGAUUACAGUGGUAAUGGAAGCUGAUUGCCUCACUGCAUCUCACUAGGCCUGAUCCUCUAAACUGCUCUUGUGAAUUACUGUUAGUAUUGAGUGAUCAUAAAAGAAAAUAACUCCAGCCAUUCUAGAAUAACUGAUUUCAAUACACUGAUAAUAUAUACGCAUCGACCAAUUUGGACUCUGUACCAAGGAGUUCAGUAAAUGGGACUGUAUGUGUGUUUCCUAUUGGUUAAAAUUACAACCCAGAUAUGUCAUUCUCCAGAAAUGUAAACUUAAAGAAAAAACCCACAAGACUGGAAUAACGUGGAUGAUCAUUUAACCUUUUUUUGGGUAGGAUAGUUACAGCUCCACCACCUCUGAUUUCCCAUGCUCACAAUACCUUUCAUUUUUUGAAAAAUAACUUUUCAGUAUGCUUGGAAGGUCGUCUGUGGGGAAGAAUAAGUUGUGACAUAUGCAGAAUAUAUUUUGCACACAUUGUAGUUUGAGAAUUUCUCUCUCGGUUCUGUGGUAAUUGUUGGGGGGGCAAGGAGAGGAUCCACCAAUGGGCAGAUACCCAGUCUCACUCUGAUGAACUUGCAGAGCUCUGAUGUUCAGCUUUGCAUGUAGGCGCCAACUAAAUUAGAGAACUAACCAGGUUAAACAUGUCUGUAAAACAUAAGCUUUGCCUACAUUAGGAACUUUCUUACCUUGUUUUUCCACAGCGAUGCAGCAUGGGUGCUACCAAGGUAUAAGGUGUUAUGUAGAUCAAGCACAGGAAUUUUUACCACCACAUGAUUAACUCCCUAGAUGAUAAUGCUGAUUUAAGUGCUUGUGCCCAGGGUAUACUGGAGCUUUCACCAUUGGUAGCAGCUGUGCAGCUGCACUGAUAUUGAAAAACACAUUAGAAAUUUGCGAGUAGAGAUGUACUCAUUAACUGUCUACAAUAGACUUCUUCACGAAACCUCCCACUGUUGCACCACUGUGGAUGCUGCUACGCUAGCCAGUAGCGUCCAGGUGAGCGCUAAUGUUGACAGAGCUCAGGUCCUGGUGUUCUUAGCACCAUGUCAUCUAUCUUUUUUGAGCAGUAGGAGAAAUCCCAUUGUUGGCACCAAUGCAGCCAUACCGCUAGGAGGCUUCUUAGAAGAGCCGAGUAGACAGACCAAAGCUGUGGCAGAUCAAUGUUGUUAUAAUGUGCUAAUGUUUCGGCUAUGCCGAUGGAAAACUUGUUCAUCUCUUUACGUGUGAAAUCAUAGCUGUAUUACAGUGAAUGGGAGUUUUGCCAUUAAAUUACAAAAGGACUGGGAUUUCACCCUGAAGUUAAAACAGUUUUCUAACAUGGUUACAAAAAAAAUUCCUGUCCACACAGGCAAGCAUAAACCAUGUUUAUAUGAUAAUGUAGUCUGGCCACAAACCUUUUCAAAUUCCUCUACUUUUGUAGAGUAGACACUGACUUUCAGUAUUAUGGAACCACUGUAGUGUCUUAGCCUGUUCUAACUCUAAAAAUACAGUAGUAAAUAACUUCAUUGAGCUUAAAUUUCCAGUGUGGUGGUAUAAAUCUGCAGUUCAGCUGUUGGAGGUGUCCUAGUAUUUCUGUUAGAAACCUCCCACACAUUCACUUUUUAAAAACCUUCCCCUUCAGGGUUUUGUAACUCUUCCAAUAAACUAUUUACUGAUCUCAGAUUUGAUUUGGAAAAUCCACACCCUGAAGCAAUCUUAAAAUCACAAAAGGAAUCCUUUGUUGUUUUCACAAGCCAGUAGUUUUUACUUAAAUCUCUGUGAAUGUGCUGUAGAGAAGGAACUGCAUUAGCCCAAAUGCUGCUUUUGAAUGCUUUUUUUGAUUAAAAGUAAUUGUAUUGGCUUUCUACUUUAUUGAACACCAAACAAGCUAAACUUAAUUCUCUUUGCAAUGAAAGGCUAAAUUGAAUCACUUUUUAAUACUAUGCUAGUGUAACCUGUGGACAUUUGUUAAAGAUAUUAGUUGCAGUAUAAUAGUUUUAAAGAUAAAUUCCUAAUCCUGCAGACAGAGCCCUGUGGUGAAGCUCAAUAUAAUGAAGUUAGUGGGACUGCAUGUAGGCUUGGUGUCUGCCCACAUAGAUCCAAUUGCAGGAUCAGAGUGUAAAGAUGUCAGGGCAGAGCAUCAUCUGGUGUAAAUUGUCAUAGCUCCAUUGAUAACAAUGACAGCUUACACCAGCAUAUGCUCUGCCCUCAAAAGAUGUCUGCGUUUCCCAUUUUGUUACAAGUUGUUGCCUACCAUCUCUGCCAUAAAGAUCAGUGUUUCCCAGGGGUACAUAAUCCACCACUCAAGACCGCACAGGUACUUUGAGAAGAGAUGAGAGAGGUUCUGUUAGGUUAAAUGUUUGGUCCAGGCUGAAUGCAGUUCUCCCAGCUAUCCUAAAAAUCUAUUGGACCAACUGCUGGGAAAGCUUAUACAGUCUCUAAAGAAAAUACCUAUGGUCUAAAGACAGUGCUUGUAGAAGAUUUGAAUCGGACUAUUUUUUUCAUUUCAGUGUAUGGGCUAGAAUUUUUUUGUCAGUAUCAUCUUUUUACACGUGUAUUGUAUUGAAAUUGUUUUUGUAUUGGGAGUAGAUUUUGUCAAAUUUUAAAAGAAUCAUACUGAAACAUUUUUAACAAUUCAUUGUUCAGUGUUGAAUUGAAAUUGAUUAAAGUUACAAAUGUGAAUGCUCUUGAAGUUGAACUGGGGAUGAGGGGGAAAAGUAUUUAUUCCUUUAUUGUUACCACUGCUCAGAUUAUUCAUCAUUUGCAAUGAUGGAAAUGAGCAUCUCAAAAUAAUUCUCCAAAUAUAGUGAUUUUAUAGCUCGGUAACUUGUAAUGUCAGAGCCUAUAAGGUACAGCUUAGGGUAGUUAUCUGGAUGUGGAAUUUUAUAGUGUUCACUGUAUGCCAGAGUAGCUAAAUUCACUGUCUGUAACACAACUUGUGUGGGCUUCCUUUCCCUCCUCCUUUCUGGUAUAUCUGUACUGUGAACUUUACACUCGAAUCUUGCCCAAUCCAUUUUUCAGCUAGCCUUUGUAAUUAGUGCAUUGUGUAAAAGGGCAAUAGAAAACUAACUAGUGUUUAUAUUUGCAGUUUUGCUGGUUUAGUUGUAUGCAGAGAACUAUGGUUGUGGUCAUGAGAGCUGAUUAGUCUAUACGUAUUACAUGUGUGCGAGGUAUAAAUCUGUUGAUUUAAACAGUCUUCAUGUGUUACUCAUCAUAUAUAAAUGCUGAGCUAGACCUAUGUUAAAGUUUAGCAUGUUUGUGAUCCAAGCCUUUUUUAUAGUUCAGCUGUUAAAUUCCCAAUCCUGUUGUCACGUAUUUUAAGGGGAAAACCCCACAGACUUCAGUGGGGGCACCACUGGGAUCUAAUACUUUUUAUUUUUACUCCCUGUUCCCAUGAGUACAAUUUCUGCAAGUGUGUGCCCAUUUCUGCCCUGCAUGUUUCCUACACUCUAGUAUCUUCAUUAUUGUCCAUCUCUACAACAUGCAUGUAACUAGACUUUCUGAUUUUAUCUAGCAUGCAGAGCUUUUUAAAAACAAAUUAAAUUUUUACAUACAAAUGCAA